AUUUGGUAAAGUAUUGAUAAAAUGGAGUUAAAUGAACUAUUGUGUGAAAUAGGCAUUUUACUCAUGUGUGAAUUGUGUAGAUACAUAAAUGAUUAUUUAUGUAUUACAUUGAAUGAUUAAGUUGCUGCUACAUAUCUCUAAAUAUGUAGGGUUUUACAAGUGGAAUAUAUGAUGGAUAAGAAUAAUCUUAAUAGUAUUGAAAUACUAGUUAAUGAUUGUUGUAAUUGUUGAAGAAUUGAAUCUAAGGAUUUGAUUGUAAUUGAUGAACUUGAUUGUGAUGCAAGUGACUAAAUUGAUGUAAUGUGAUGCUAAGACCAUGGUUGGGCAGUCCGUAAGGAUGUCCCAAAAUAGAUUAUUGAUAUUACAAUUCUAGGCAUAGCGAGUGCUUAGGAAUUGGGGUCUAUGCCAAUGUAAGGAGAUGUACUUGAGCCGUGCUCAUAGAAUUGCAUUGGGUAGACAUGAUGGGGUGAUUGUUGUGCAUGGUGAUGUAGUUGAGUUGGACUCAAGAAAUGCACGGUGGAGUAGUUAGCUUAUGUUAAUUAAGGUGCAUGGUGAUGUAGUUGAGUUGGACUCGAGAAUGCAAACAUAUGUGUUAGGGUUGAACCCUAUGAAUUGUUGUGACUAGGGGUCACGGGGUUUGGGCUAUGUUUGUAAAUAAACCUUGGGCCUACGGGCCGACUACUUGACUUUAUAUAUAAAGUAAGUAUAUUUUAAAAAGGGGUAACUUGGGGUUACGGCCUAGAUUAUAUUAUCACCCUAUUUGAGGGUCUUGUGUUUGAAAUACUUGUUGUAUAUCUAUUAGAUGCCAUCUACACCAGCACUUUAUAGCCCUAUAGAGUGCUGACCCCUUCGGGGGCGUCCCACCACCAUUUUUCAGGUUGAGGCUAGAGCUUGCUUCCUGUGCUCGUUGCUCGAGAGAUCAUCUAGGAGGGAAGACUUGGGAGAGUUGAGCUAGUCAAGUCGGUUAUACAGGGAGUACACUCCUUUUGGCUACAAAUGUUUCCCAUCCCUAAUGCUAUUCUUGACAGGAUUACAUCCAUUUGUCGUAUUUUUCUUUGGGGGGGCAAAUUUGCUAGGGUUGCCUGGGCUGAUAUUUGCCUCCCGAAAGAAGAAGAAGGCGGACUUGGUAUACAUGAUACGAAGGUCUGGAACAAGGCCUUACUUUCAAAAACUUUUUGGGAUAUACAUACCAAAAAGGACACACUUUGGGUCAAGUGGGUCCAUGGGGUUUAUCUAAAGGGCAGGAGUGUGUGGGAAUUUGUCCCACACGAAAGAGACUCACAACUUUUUAAAAAGAUUGCAUCAAUCCGUGAUGAGAUACUUUCCAAAUUUUCGGACAUUCCGAGUGCUAUACUUGCCCUAAAUGCUUUUCAAUCCAAUGGCAAGCUUGUAUCCUCAAAGGUUUAUAAUUUGCUUAGGAAUAGGGCCGCCACCCGUGUAUGGAUGCCAUUUAUUUGGAAAGAUUACAUCCCUCCCAAGUUUUCCUUUAUUACUUGGUUGGCAUUCCGUAAUAAGUUAGCCACGUGUGAUAAUCUUCAUAGAUUAGAUGUGGAUAAUACUUGUGUAUUGUGCAAGGGUGGACCGGAAACGGUUCCACACCUCUACUUUGAAUGCCCAUUUUCAGGUAAGGUUUGGACUAUGAUGAAAGCAUGGAUUGGCAUUCCACGGACGAUGGGGACUCUAGCUAGCUCGGUCAAAUGGAUCAAGAAGGAAAGAAGCGGAGCUAACGUGCAAGCCAAGGCUGCUAGGAUUGCUUUCUCCUGCACCAUCUACUGGAUUUGGAGAGCCAGGAAUGCAGCUAUAUUUGAUGGAUUCCUGCCUAAAGAGGAGGAAAUUUCUGCUAGGAUAAAACAUGUUGUCUACAAAAUUUUGUAUAGCAUUUAUCCUUGUGAUUUGGUAGUACUCUGAUAACUUUCCGCCCGUCAAUUUUUUCUGCUUGUGAUUGGG
Cuscuta epithymum is the source of this 1947-nucleotide messenger RNA. NCBI's taxonomy places the organism in Eukaryota, Viridiplantae, Streptophyta, Magnoliopsida, Solanales, Convolvulaceae. The record is from the annotation of a GenBank genome assembly.